CCUAAUUUUCUUUUGUUCACCCUAGACCAUGACAAGAAAGAAGGUGAAACUAGCUUUCAUUGCCAAUGACUCGGCUCGAAAGGCGACCUAUAAAAAGCGAAAACGAGGUUUACUUAAGAAGAUGGAUGAACUAACAACCUUAUGUGAUGUUAAGGCUUGUGCUAUCAUGUAUAGUCCAUAUGAGGUGCGUCCAGUGGUGUGGCCCGGACCAUCUGGUGCUCGAGAGGUGAUCUCGAGCUUUAAGAGAUUACCGGAGAUGGAGAAGGUGAAGAAGAUGGUUAGCCAAGAAGAAUUUCUAAGGCAAAGAAUUACUAAAGCACACGAGCAAUUAAAAAGACAACAAAAGGAAAAUAGAGAAAAAGAAAUGACUGAAAUUAUGUACCAAUGUUUAAGUGGUAAGAGUCUACAAAAUUUAAGUAUGUUAGACUUAAGUGAUCUUAGUUGGGUGAUUAAUCAACAUUUGGGUGAGAUUAAGAAGAGAAUUGAGUCUUUGAAAAAAGAAAACCCUAACCCUAAUCCAAACCCAAACCCUAACCCUAACCCUAACCCUAAUAACCAUAAUCCUAAUGAGAAUAAUAAUCAUAAUAAUAAUAUUAUUAGUAGUAAUUAUGUUGGUAAUAAUGAUCAAGGGGGUUAUGAUCUUACACAUGCACAAAUGAUGGCACAACCAUGGCCAUCGUUCAUGGAUAUGUUGAAUUCAACCAUCAAUCAUGAUCCUCAUCAAUUACAUCCUCAUCAUGGGAUGGGGAUGAGUGGUGGAAAUGGUGGAGCUAGUAGUAGUAAUAAUAGUAAUAUGAAUAUGAUGAUGAUGAUGGGUCAAUUUGGGGAUUAUCAUGGGCAUGGUGUUAAUCCAUCUUUAUGGUCAAAUAAUUAUUACCCUUGAUUGUAAUGGAGAUGAUAAUCAAGUCUUAAUUGUCUUA
This is a messenger RNA of Amaranthus tricolor (Joseph's coat), 920 nucleotides long. Its product is annotated as agamous-like MADS-box protein AGL80. Bases 29 to 883 code for a protein of 284 amino acids. The record is from RefSeq and is a predicted model, not a curated record. Gene Ontology annotation, biological process: positive regulation of transcription by RNA polymerase II. Lineage: Eukaryota; Viridiplantae; Streptophyta; Magnoliopsida; Caryophyllales; Amaranthaceae. Gene Ontology annotation, molecular function: protein dimerization activity; DNA-binding transcription factor activity, RNA polymerase II-specific; RNA polymerase II cis-regulatory region sequence-specific DNA binding. The transcript has a single exon.